Gongylonema pulchrum is the source of this 744-nucleotide messenger RNA. The record is from the annotation of a GenBank genome assembly. NCBI's taxonomy places the organism in Eukaryota, Metazoa, Nematoda, Chromadorea, Rhabditida, Gongylonematidae.
GAAUCUCUACUGGAAAGAACAAAAUAUCUAGGCAAAAGAAUCAAAGAACUUAUUGUUUUACCGAUUUAUGCCAAUCUUCCUUCCGAUUUACAAGCCAGAAUCUUUGAUCCAACGCCACUAAACGCCCGGAAGGUGGUGCUGGCCACAAACAUUGCUGAGACGUCCGUAACAAUUGAUGGAAUCAGUUACGUAAUUGAUCCCGGUUUUAGUAAACAAAAUUCGUUUGAUGCCCGAAGUGGUGUGGAACAUUUACACGUUGUUACCAUUUCAAAGGCUGCAGCUAAUCAGCGGGCUGGGAGAGCUGGUCGAACUGGUCCCGGAAAGUGUUUUCGUCUGUACACAGCCUGGGCUUAUAAAAACGAAUUGGAGGAUCAGCCUAUCCCAGAGAUCCAGCGCAUUAAUUUGGGAAAUGUUGUUUUAAUGCUAAAAAGCUUGGGAAUCCACGACUUGGUGCAUUUCGAUUAUUUGGACCCACCGCCUCAAGAAACGUUAGUGAUUGCCUUGGAGCAAUUGUACGCGCUUGGAGCGCUGAAUCAUCGCGGCGAACUGACGAAAUUGGGACGACGAAUGGCCGAGUUUCCGUGCGAUCCGUGCAUGAGCAAAAUGAUUAUUGCAUCAGAAAAGUACUUUUUUUAUCUUUUAUUUUUUUUAGCAAACAUUACGAAACCUGAUGGGCUGGGCGUAUCAUUCGCGUUUUUGAUAAGCACUGAGCAUCACAUGCUGGGGAAUGCACACGAUCUGUGA